UCUGCAAAGAAACAAUGGCAACAGAAUCUCCACGCCGCCCUAGUCGAUGUACUGGAGGAGUAGUUGUUCGCCCACAAGCUGUCACGGAACAGUCAUAUAUGGAAAGCGUUGUCACGUUUCUUCAAGAUGUUGUGCCACAGGCCUACAGUGGUACCCCACCAGCAGAAGAAAAGGAGAAGAUCGUUUGGGUCAGAUUUGAAAAUGCAGAUUUAAAUGAUACAUCAAGGAAUAUGGAGUUUCAUGAAAUACAUAGCACGGGGAAUGAACCACCAUUACUGCUAAUGAUCGGAUACAGUGAUGGAAUGCAAGUGUGGAGCAUACCUAUCAGUGGGGAAGCUCAGGAACUCUUUUCUGUCCGCCAUGGUCCAGUUCGAGCUGCACGGAUUUUACCAGCUCCACAAAUCAGUGCUCAAAAAUGUGAUAAUUUUUCUGAGAAGCGGCCUCUUCUUGGUGUAUGUAAAAGCAUUGGAUCUUCUGGCACAAGCCCACCUUACUGCUGUGUGGACCUUUAUUCUUUGCGAACAGGAGAGAUGGUCAAGUCCAUACAGUUCAAAACUCCUAUUUAUGAUCUGCAUUGCAAUAAAAGGAUACUUGUUGUAGUCCUGCAGGAGAAAAUUGCCGCCUUUGACAGCUGUACUUUCACCAAAAAAUUCUUCGUUACAA
Messenger RNA from Cariama cristata (Red-legged seriema), 663 nucleotides. Its product is annotated as breast carcinoma-amplified sequence 3-like. Gene Ontology annotation, biological process: autophagy; response to starvation. Gene Ontology annotation, cellular component: cytoplasm. NCBI's taxonomy places the organism in Eukaryota, Metazoa, Chordata, Aves, Cariamiformes, Cariamidae. The transcript has 8 exons. The annotation marks the transcript as partial. The record is from RefSeq and is a predicted model, not a curated record.